Clonostachys solani is the source of this 216-nucleotide messenger RNA. NCBI's taxonomy places the organism in Eukaryota, Fungi, Ascomycota, Sordariomycetes, Hypocreales, Bionectriaceae. The record is from the annotation of a GenBank genome assembly.
AUGGCGGUACAGGAGCUCGGCGUUAUUCUGCAGGACAAUCCAGGGCUGGAAAAAGUAUAUUCAAAUUCACAUUCCGUUUUGAAGUUCCGGGUUGCAUUUGACGGGUUUGUUGGAAAGGGAUUCAUUAUAUCACGAGGACCCCCAAGGUUUGAGUUCACGGUCUAUUGCGGAUGGCUUCUCCCCAAGCAUGGGAUACAUGGUUUCACGUAUGACUAG